Molecule: messenger RNA, 1047 nt
Organism: Myodes glareolus (Bank vole)
Lineage: Eukaryota; Metazoa; Chordata; Mammalia; Rodentia; Cricetidae
Source: RefSeq, a predicted model, not a curated record
AUGGAUUUCCUUCAUUGGAGCGGAGUACUCAUUAUUCAACACCUACAGAGAGACUACAGGGCUUACUAUGAUUUUCUACAUUUUAUGUCCAAUGUUAGAGACCCCCGGAAUACAUUUUCUGUUUACUUUCCACUUUGGUUUCAACUGAAUCAGGUUGUUGGAACCAAGAUGAUAUGGGUAGCAGCUAUAGGGGACUGGUUCAACCUUAUAUUCAAAUGGAUAUUAUUUGGGCAUCUUCCAGAAACUCAGAUUUACCCAAAUCACUCAAGCCCACGCGUUGACCAGUUUCCUACUACAUGUGAGACAGGUCCAGGAAGUCCAUCUGGUCACGCAAUGGGCUCUUUGUGUGUCUGGUAUGUCAUGGUAACAGCUGCCCAAAGCCACACCGUCAGCCAGAUGGACAAGUUCUCUGUCACUCUGCACGGACUGACCUGGUCCUUGCUUUGGAGUGCUUUCUGGUUGAUUCAAGUCGGUGUCUGUAUCUCCAGGGUGUUCAUAGCAACACAUUUUCCCCAUCAGGUCAUUGUCGGAGUCAUGGGUGGGAUGCUAGUAGCAGAGGCCUAACACACUCCAGGCAUCCACAUGGCCAGCUUGAAUGUGUACCGGAAGUCCAACAUCUUCCUCUUUGCACUUGGCUUUUACCUGUUUGCACUUGGCUUUUACCUGCUUCUCAGACUGCUCAACAUUGACCUGCCUUGGUCUCUGCCUAUAGCCAAAAAGUGGUGUGCCAACCCAGACUGGAUCCACAUUGACAGCACGCUUUUUGCUGGACUUGUGAGAAACCUCGGGGUCCUUUUUGGCUUGGGUUUCGCCAUCAACUCAAAAAUGUUCCUGAGCUGCCGGGGAGAAAAUGGCCGCAAGCUGAGCUUCCAGUUGCUCCGUGCCAUGACCUCGCUGAUCACAUUGCAGCUUUAUUGCUUCAUCCAGAUCCCAACUCACAGGGAACCCUGGUUUUACCUGUUGCCUUUCUGUAAAAGCACAUCCAUCCCACUGGCUGUGGUGGCUCUAAUUCUCUACUGUGUCCAUAUGCUAAUGAGACCCAGUUAG